ACACGUUGGAGCUGUUUUACAACGACCCCAACGGCACAAAGGUCCAGAUCCUCCUGAACACCACGGGCAUCGCCUGGUGGACGGACAAACACGUGAAGUUUGGAAACCCCGGAAGAAACAGCCCUAACCUCACCGCCGCUUUCCAAGGAACAACGAAGCCGAUAAACUGGCGUCGGCCGGUCUUCGAUCUGGACGCCGACGAGGCGAACAACGGCUUCAUCAACGAGGACUUCAUCGUGUGGAUGAGGACGGCCGCGCUGCCCACGUUCAGGAAACUUUACCGCAUCAUCAACAAGAAGAGCGGCAUGGUGCCCACGCUGCCCCGAGGGAACUACUCUCUGGAGGUCGUCUACAAUUAUCCCGUGCGCAGCUUCGAGGGCAGGAAGCGGAUGAUUCUGAGCACCAUUUCCUGGAUGGGGGGGAAAAACCCCUUUUUGGGCAUCGCCUACAUCACCGUGGGCUCCGUGUGCUUCUUCCUGGGCGUCGUGCUGCUGCUCAUCCACCACAAGUGUGGAAACAGAAACAACAACGCUGACAUUUCCAACUGAGCUGCUCACCUGUCCGGGUAAACCUCACAUAAUAUAGAAUCUAAUUCGGCAGGAAAAUUAGAGUUUAAAACGGCUCGAUUCUGGCUGAUUGUUUGCCAAAGUUAAUGAGAAAACUGCCCGACAUGUGCCCACGCUUUUACAAACUUGGUAACUCAAAUCCAUCUAAUUCAGCAGAAGUAUAAUUGGGUUUUAGAGCUUAAGAUAGCUUGAUUUUGGCUGAUUAUCUGCCCAAAAAAUGAAAAAACUGCCAGAAAUGUGCCGUCGUUUAAAAGCUUUUAAAAACCUCCGAACUCAAAUCCAUCUAAUUCACAUUUUAGAGUUAAAAACGGCUUCAUUCUGGCUGUUUGCCAAAGUGAAUAAGACAACAACCCGAAAUGUGCCAACGUUUACGAGCUUUUACAAAUUUCGUAUCCAUCUAAUUCAGCAGAAACCUUUGCUGAUUGUUUGCCAAAGUGAAUGAGAAAACAGCCUGAAAUGUGCCAAAGCUUUUACAAACUUGGGAACUGAAAUUCAUCGAAUUCAGCAGAAGGAAAAUUGGGUUUUAGAGCUUAAAAUGUCUUGACUUUUGCUGAUUAUUUGCCGAAGUGAAUAAGAAAACAGCCCGAAAUGUGCCGUCAUUUAACAAAUGUCCGAACUCAAAUCACCCAGAUGAACUGCCUUAGAAUAAAGACAUGUACUCAAAGGUCCUAAACACAUCAGAAAAAGUAGGAAAUGUAUAAUAAAUAAGGAUGGGAAUAUGACAAAUUGAGGAUCAUUACUGUAAAAAAACUUGAAGCCAUGUGCUCCGUUUCUUCUGGAACAGUGUUGGGAGUAUUUACGAUUCAUGGACGAGUUUAGAUUCUACAACACUCAGAAAUGAUAUUAUAAUACCCCACUCUUAUGCCAUAUUUACACUGACACAGUAACGAGUCACUACACUGACGGAGUAACGAGUCACUGACACAGUAACGAGUCACUACACUGACGAGUAACGAGUAACUGACAGAGUAACGAGUCACUACCCUGACAGAGUAACGAGUCACUACACUGACGAGUAACGAGUCACUGACGGAGUAACGAGUCACUACACUGACACAGUAACGAGUCACUACACUUACGAGUAACGAGUAACUACACAGACGGAGUAACGAGUCACUACACUGACGGAGUAACGAGUCACUACACUGACGAGUAACUGACGAGUAACGACACAGUAACGAGUCACUACACUGACGGAGUAACGAGUCACUACACUGACGAGUAACGACACAGUAACGAGUCACUACACCGACACAGUAACGAGUCACUACACUGACGGAGUAACGAGUCACUGACACAGUAACGAGUCACUACACUGACACAGUAACGAGUCACUACACUGACACAGUAACGAGUCACUACACUGACGAGUAACGAGUCACUACACUGACGAGUAACGAGUAACUGACAGAGUAACGAGUCACUACCCUGACAGAGUAACGAGUCACUACCCUGACAGAGUAACGAGUCACUACACUGACGAGUAACGAGUCACUGACGGAGUAACGAGUCACUACACUGACACAGUAACGAGUCACUACACUGACGAGUAACGAGUAACUACACAGACGGAGUAACGAGUCACUACACUGACGGAGUAACGAGUCACUACACUGACGAGUAACUGACGAGUAACGACACAGUAACGAGUCACUACACUGACGGAGUAACGAGUCACUACACUGACGAGUAACGACACAGUAACGAGUCACUACACCGACACAGUAACGAGUCACUACACUGACGGAGUAACGAGUCACUGACACAGUAACGAGUCACUACACUGACACAGUAACGAGUCACUACACUGACACAGUAACGAGUCACUACACUGACGAGUAACGAGUAACUGACAGAGUAACGAGUCACUACCCUGACAGAGUAACGAGUCACUACACUGACGAGUAACGAGUCACUGACGAGUAACGAGUCACUGACGGAGUAACGAGUCACUACACUGACACAGUAACGAGUCACUACACUGACGAGUAACGAGUAACUACACAGACGGAGUAACGAGUCACUACACUGACGGAGUAACGAGUCACUACACUGACGAGUAACUGACGAGUAACGACACAGUAACGAGUCACUACACUGACGGAGUAACGAGUCACUACACUGACGAGUAACUGACGAGUAACGACACAGUAACGAGGCACUACACCGACACAGUAACGAGUCACUACACUGACGGAGUAACAAGUCACUGACAGAGUAACGAGUCACUGACACAGUAACGAGUCACUACACCGACACAGUAACGAGUCACUACACUGACGGAGUAACGAGUCACUGACAGAGUAACGAGUCACUGACAGAGUAACGAGUCACUGACGGAGUAACGAGUCACUGACACAGUAACGAGUCACUACACUGACACAGUAACGAGUCACUACACUAACGAGUAACUGACAGAGUAACGAGUCACUACCCUGACAGAGUAACGAGUCACUACACAGACGGAGUAACGUGUCACUACACCGACACAGUAAGGAGUCACUACACUGACGGAGUAACGAGUCACUGACAGAGUAACGAGUCACUACACUGAUGGAGUAACGAGUCACUGACAGAGUAACGAGUAACUAACGGAGUAACGAGUCACUACACUGACAGAGUAACGAGUCACUGACGGAGUAACGAGUCACUGACACAGUAACGAGUCACUACACUGACACAGUAACGAGUCACUACACUAACGAGUAACUGACAGAGUAACGAGUCACUACACAGACGGAGUAACGUGUCACUACACAGACACAGUAAGGAGUCACUACACUGACGGAGUAACGAGUCACUGACAGAGUAACGAUUCACUACCCUGACUGAGUAACGAGUCACUACCCUGACGGAGUAACGAGUCACUACACAGACAGAGUAACGAGUCACUGACAGAGUAACGAUUCACUACCCUGACUGAGUAACGAGUCACUACCCUGACGGAGUAACGAGUCACUGACAGAGUAACGAGUCACUACACCGACACAGUAACGAGUCACUACACCGACACAGUAACAAGUCACUACACCGACACAGUAACGAGUCACUACACUGACAGAUGGAGUAACGAGUCACUACCCUGACAGAGUAACGAGUCACUGACAGAGUAACGAGUCACUACACCGACACAGUAACGAGUCACUCCACUUUCCAGCGUUUUAAAGGUGAAUAUCUGCUGUUCUUUCUGCCUUCUAUGAGAGUGAAUAAAGCAGAUUUAGAUUAUUGAUCAGACUGUACUGAACACUGAGAGAUGUCAACUUGAUUUCUGGGUUUCAUAACUAUUUAUGAACCAAACAGGAAUAUAAUCAUCUGUUCAAACGAGAAGAUAUAUAUUGGAAAAGUAAUGAUAAAGGAAAAGACAACUCUAGAAAGUAAAUGGAGUAUUGCUUUAAAAAGACAGCUUUCUGUAAGAGUCUUGAAAUUGAAACCAAAACAACGAAAGGAAACAUCCCUCUCUCUCUGAUCUCUAACAUCUCUCAUCUCCAUGCAGGUGCAGUUAAAGUGAGCUGGAGUGUAGUCCUGUUGCAUGCUGGGAAACUGAGUUCUUCAUGUGAGCCCUGAGCUGUCCGAGCGGCUCUUCUUUGUGCCUCGUCUCGUCUGUGAAGCCUUCCCUUUCAAACAAAAAAAAUCAUGCUUUUUAAAAAAGUGUCGCGCACGUCAGAGGGAACACAACAUGGCGCUAACAUGACUAUUUGUUUGUAUUUAUUUAUAAGAGAUUCUUGCAUUGUGAAGCCUGGUAUUUGCACGCCACACCUCGGGGGGGGAGAUUGUUUGAACUGUACAAAGCAAGUGUGUAAAUCCAAUGCAGAGACAUGCACAUCGUGGCUUUGUUCAUCGUGCUUUAGAUGUGAUAUUAACACAGAGCCAGCAUGAUGGAGCCGGGACGCAGUGCAUGUGUUGUAUGUUACAUUACAUGUUGUUAGACGUUUGCACAGUAUGUGUACGUGUUGUACUCCACAUUUAAAAUACUGACAGUAACUUUAAUGCACAUAAGUACCUUUUCCACCUGAAUCCUGCCAUGUUCCGCACAAGCUGAGAAUAAUCAAAUAGACGCUGCAUGUUGAAAAUGUGCCGAGUUAAAAUGUGUUUUUAUUUUGGUUUUAAUACGUUUCAUCCAUGACAUUUCUUUUGAUACUCCAUUGGUGUUGUGUUGUUGCUUUAAAAUAAUAAAAAGGUCGAUUUAAUUGUU
Molecule: messenger RNA, 4758 nt
Organism: Gymnodraco acuticeps
Lineage: Eukaryota; Metazoa; Chordata; Actinopteri; Perciformes; Bathydraconidae
Product: cell cycle control protein 50A-like
Biological process (GO): phospholipid translocation
Cellular component (GO): endoplasmic reticulum; plasma membrane; Golgi apparatus
Source: RefSeq, a predicted model, not a curated record